AUGUCACAUCUAUCCGAGCGUUCGACGCCCAUGUUCUUCCUUUCGGAGAAGAUCAGGCAAAUGGGCAUAAAGGUUGUGCUCUCCGGCGAAGGAGCUGAUGAGAUUUUUGGCGGAUAUUUGUACUUCCACAAUGCACCCAAUGAUGAUGAAUUCCAAAAAGAAACGAUUGAUCGUGUUCUACAUCUGUACACUGCUGACUGCCUCCGAGCUGAUAAGUCAACAAUGGCUCACUCUGUGGAAGUACGCGUUCCAUUCCUUGACAAGGCAUUCCUGGAAGCUACCAUGUUGACGGCACCAAAAUACAAACGCCCACAGGCGCUCAAUGGACGUAAUGUGGAGAAGUAUGUUCCUGAGAAAAGCCUUCGACGCAGACGUAAGUUUCGAACGUACCUUCCUCAUGAAAUCUUGUGGAGGCAAAAGGAACAGUUUUCUGAUGGAGUAGGUUACUCCUGGAUCGACGAGUUGAUGGCUUUCUGUGCUCGGCAAGUCACAGAUGAGGAGUUUUCCAAAGCAGAAGAACUUUUCCCAUAUAACACGCCUCAUAGUAAGGAGGCCUUCUAUAUGAGGAAACUAUUCCACGAGAUGUUCCCUAGCGAUAACGCGGCCAAGACAGUCAGGAGAUGGAUACCGAAAUGGCAAGCGAGCCAGGAUCCCUCAGGUCGUGCUUCUCUUGUACACGAUCAGUCCGUACAUAAGCGGGACAAAACGCAUGAACUAGUACGACAUAUUGAAUCUAGGCCACAUCAUGCAUGA
Cooperia oncophora is the source of this 753-nucleotide messenger RNA. The record is from the annotation of a GenBank genome assembly. NCBI's taxonomy places the organism in Eukaryota, Metazoa, Nematoda, Chromadorea, Rhabditida, Trichostrongylidae.